This is a messenger RNA of Aspergillus ruber CBS 135680, 1278 nucleotides long. RefSeq lists its product as uncharacterized. NCBI's taxonomy places the organism in Eukaryota, Fungi, Ascomycota, Eurotiomycetes, Eurotiales, Aspergillaceae. The transcript has 2 exons. The coding region runs from base 1 to 1278 and encodes 425 amino acids. The record is from RefSeq and is a predicted model, not a curated record.
AUGAUAAACGACUCUUUCAUUGAACCCGGGCAGGGCAUCACGGGUGGCCUCGCCAAUGGUCCCUGGGAGAUCAAAACCGCUCUCGCGACUCUUGCCGCCGUCGCUUGGUAUAAUGCUCUCGAACUAAUAGUUCUUGUUUUUGUCACUUUUCGCGAGUAUCAUGGACUCUACUUCUGGAGUCUUCUAAUUUCCGCGUCGGUCGGGCUCGUGCCCUAUUCCUUGGGCUUUCUGCUCAAGUUCUUCGAGAUUUGGUCUGCUUGGCUGUCUGCAUCUUUGAUUACCGUCGGUUGGUACUGCAUGGUCACCGGGCAGUCUGUCGUCCUUUACUCCCGUCUACACCUGGUCAUGCGCAACCAGCGUGUCCUCCGUCGCGUCCUGAUCAUGAUUUGCGUCAAUGUAUUCAUCCUACACAUCCCCACAACAGUCCUAACCUACGGCUCCAACAUCGCCCCCAAGGAAGACCAAGGACCCUACAUGCGCGGCUACAACGCCAUGGAGAAAAUCCAAAUGACCGGCUUCUGCAUCCAAGAGUUCAUCAUCUCCGGCCUGUACAUCUGGGAAACAACAAAACUGCUGCGUCUCGAUCCAGACCGCAGCAAGCACAAGGUCAUGUACCAGCUCAUCAUCAUAAACCUCAUCAUCAUCUUCAUGGACCUAGGUCUUCUCAUCAUCGAGUACAUCGAGCUGUAUGUCAUGGAAACAAUGAUAAAGGGCGUGGUCUACAGCAUAAAACUAAAACUCGAGUUCGCGGUACUCGGGAAACUAGUCCGUCUUGUCCACUGCCAUAUCUGGAAAACUGAUUCUGUGGUGCUGCACCACCACGACCAUCCGAGAUUCCAUCGCCACACGCCGACUGGGCGUCACCUUCCGGAUUUUGUCGAUGCCACUCGCGUCACGACGGACCUUACGCAUGCGCCGACUACUCGGCGACCGAGUACGCUUCCGCCAGCCGUCGCUUCACGUCGUCGCUCAGUGCCAGGGAUGGAUUACGAUGCUAUAUCGAUCGCAAUGUUUGAACACUCACCUCCGUCCCGAGCCUUCAACUCUUCUCAUUCAGACAUCGCGCCGGACGAUCUAGAAGCCCCUCGUCAUUGCCACCAUGCCAACGACCACGACCACGACCACGACCACGACCUAGAAGCCAGCCCGUCCGAGUUCUCAAAAUGGAGCGGCGACACCCGCACCGUCACGAACAACAGUGCCACGAUGACCUAUCCGGUCGAUUUUACAGACUCGUUGGAUAAACAGUGUUCUGCGUGGCCGUGUGAGCGGUCUUGA